This is a messenger RNA of Glycine soja, 1749 nucleotides long. Its product is annotated as cytochrome P450 83B1-like. Bases 47 to 1552 code for a protein of 501 amino acids. The transcript is spliced from 2 exons. NCBI's taxonomy places the organism in Eukaryota, Viridiplantae, Streptophyta, Magnoliopsida, Fabales, Fabaceae. Gene Ontology annotation, molecular function: monooxygenase activity; heme binding; iron ion binding. The record is from RefSeq and is a predicted model, not a curated record.
GUCAAGAAAUUGUAUUACAAUAUUGAUCAUCUCUCUCUAAUAGUCCAUGGACCAAAAUAUGUUACUAUUUAUUCUUUUAGCUUUUCCCAUCUUGCUGUUAUUUUUCUUUAGAAAACACAAAACAUCUAAGAAGCAAUGCUUACCACCAGGCCCUAGAGGCCUUCCCUUCAUUGGCAAUCUUUAUCAAUUCGAUAGUUCUACUCUCUGUUUGAAACUCUAUGACCUCUCAAAAACAUAUGGUCCCAUCUUCUCCCUUCAACUUGGUUCAAGGCCAACCCUAGUUAUUUCCUCACCGAAACUCGCCAAGGAGGUGAUGAAUACCCAUGACCUUGAAUUCUGUGGUCGACCCUCCCUCAUAAGCUCAAUGAAAUUUUCAUAUAACGGGCUAGACAUGGCAUUUUCACCCUAUAGAGAUUAUUGGAGACACACAAGAAAAAUAUCCAUUAUCCAUUUCCUUAGCCUCAAGCGUGUGCUAAUGUUUUCCUCAACAAGAAAAUAUGAGGUUACCCAGUUGGUAAAAAAGAUAACGGAACACGCUUCUUGUUCCAAGGUUACCAACUUGCACGAGUUACUGACGUGUCUAACAAGCGCUAUAGUGUGUAGGACUGCUUUGGGAAGAACGUACGAAGGGGAAGGGAUUGAGACAAGCAUGUUCCAUGGCCUGCUUAAAGAAGCACAGGAUUUGAUAUCUUCCACUUUCUACACUGAUUAUAUUCCAUUUGUUGGGGGAGUGAUUGAUAAACUCACCGGAUUGAUGGGUCGUCUUGAGAAUUUGUUCAAGGUGUUGGAUGGCUUUUAUCAGAAUGUUAUUGAUGAACACCUUGAUCCUGAAAGGAAGAAACUCACGGAUGAAGAGGAUAUAAUUGAUGCCUUGCUUCAAUUGAAGGAUGAUCCUUCCUUCUCAAUGGAUCUUACUCCUGCUCACAUCAAACCCUUGAUGAUGAAUAUAAUUUUAGCAGGAACAGAUACAAGUGCAGCCGCAGUAGUUUGGGCUAUGACGGCACUGAUGAAGAGCCCUAGAGUAAUGAAGAAAGCCCAAGAAGAGAUUAGAAAUGUGUUUGGUGAGAAAGAUUUUAUAGGGGAAGAUGAUAUUCAAAAGCUUCCUUAUCUUAAGGCAGUUAUAAAAGAAACAAUGAGAAUGUACCCACCACUGCCUCUUCUUAUACAUAGGGAAACGAUUAAAAAGUGUAGCAUUGAAGGGUACGAAAUUCCAGAGAAGACAUUGGUGUAUGUGAAUGCUUGGGCAGUGCAUAGAGACCCAGAAACAUGGAAGAAGCCAGAAGAGUUUUAUCCUGAGAGGUUCCUAGACAGCAAAAUAGAUUUUAGGGGAUAUGAUUUCGAGUUUAUUCCAUUUGGUACUGGACGAAGGAUUUGCCCGGGUAUCAAUAUGGGAAUUAUCACAGUGGAGCUUGUGCUUGCUAAUCUUCUCUAUUCUUUUGAUUGGGAAAUGCCUCAAGGGAUGGAAAGGAAAGACAUAGACACUGAUAUGCUUCCAGGACUUGUCCAACACAAGAAAAAUCCUCUCUGCCUAGUUGCUAAGAAGCGAGGGUGAUUUCGAAUUUGCAUCACAGUGUUAUUAUAAAAGUAAUUAGAAAAUAAUUUAUGUAGGCAUUACUAUAUGAAUCGUGUAAGAAGUACAACUGAUACGGGGUAAUUACUUAUUAAAACUUAAUUAGUGAUCGUGAGUUUGAGUCUUGGAUAUGCAUGUACGAUUACAUUUAAUAAUUGGAAUAUGAGCUUUGCUGUCCA